GUCAAUAACAAAUGUUUCUCUCGUGUUGAUGUUUUCCUGAUGAAGCAACGUUGCACUGUUUAUUAUGGGCUACAGAAGUUUAAGCUGGUUUGUCAAAGCUGCUAUUUCUUUAGAGUUAGGCUGACGUCUUGUUUUAUGGAUAGCCUGCUGUGUGUUACGUUGUGUGCGUGACAGCAGAGUUACAUAUGGGAAGCAAUAAAGUACACCUUUCUUUUACCAAGUAGGCCUAGGCCUUAUUACAUAUUAAAGGAACAUGAUCAAAUGUAACUGUUUGCUUUCCACUGUCAGGUUUGUGUCUGCCUUUGUUUUCAAUAUAAUUGACCUUGAAUAGCCUGCUAAUGUCCUGUGGCCUGGACAGGCUACAUCUUAAUUCCCUUUAAAUCCCUCUACAACAGAUUGCCAUAUGUGAAAGCUGAGUACAAGCCAGCAGUCCUCUGGCUGGCAUCCCGACUUGUCUUACUGCAUAUUGUUUCAGUGAGGCUGAAAUAGCAAGCAGGGUUUUUGUUUAGAGAAAUCAUUUCUACUUUGCAGUGGAAAAUAAAGUAUAAAUUGAGGAGUAUAUAUAGACUACGGCAUGCAAAAAUGAUGACAAAUCUUCAAACAUUUACACAUUACUAAUUGCACUGAUUCUCUUUAGAUGGGAGUUCCUGGCCCCAUCCAAUGAAUCAAACACAUAUCUCAUUGUGUUCAGCUGCCCUUGGCUUAUCUGUAACUGCAUGUCAUUUAAGUGUUAAAUCCUUACACCCAAAUGCUCACAAUCAUUUGGCUUUUAUUGCUUAUAAUGUGUAUGCAUUUCAGUAUUUACAACCAGGAAAGCCAAAAAUGACAGGGUUUCAUUUCAUUACGCAUAUUAUGUCAGAGUAUGCAUUGGGUUCUUUGGUCAAGUCUUGUAGUUACACGCAGGGUGACCAGCUAUGCAUUUAAAAAGGAAAAUAAAACAUUUAAUGUCACUGUAUGAAAAUCGCUGUUUAUGUUUCCUAGUCCUUUGCCUGAAUCUACAACGUAAGAGUGAUCACUGUGGCGCCAAUCAAAUCCUCUUGACAGACGCGGUGCCAGUAAGCAUGAUGUAACAUCCUAUUUACAUCCCUGUGGGCCUAAUCUGCCUAGGGCUGGCUUUGUCAUCUCUCUUGGGUGGUCAUGUUGGAGCCUCUUACUAGUGAGACACACACCUUAUCCUCCUCACUGAGAGAAAAAUGGUUGUCGCUUUUCUUUGUCCUCAGAUCUAUUAAAAAAAUCCUGUAUAGUGGGGAUUAUCCAGGAGUGGGUAAAGCUUCUAACUGUUGUGAGAUUUGCUGCAUUUGUAGUUGACUGGUGUCCACAUGCUGCUGCUGAUGUUUCUUUUCUUCACUGUCACCAAAGGAUCCAAAAGGCACGGUGUCAACUCUUGGCUGAUCACCAGGAUCCAACCUCUCCAACAGCGGAUCAGUUACUGCAGGAUGAGUUUGGAUCUUCAAGAAUUGAAGGAAAGUUAACAAGCUGAUGACACCGUCUUGAGAGAUGAUGAAUCGCUACACCACUCUGAGGCAGCUGGGUGACGGCACCUACGGCAGCGUGCUGAUGGGGAGAAGCAACGAGUCCGGAGAACUGGUGGCUAUCAAGAGAAUGAAGAGGAAGUUUUAUUCAUGGGAAGAAUGUAUGAACCUAAGAGAGGUCAAGUCACUGAAGAAGCUGAACCAUGCGAAUGUGGUGAAACUGAAGGAGGUAAUCAGAGAGAACGACCACCUCUACUUUGUCUUUGAGUAUAUGAAGGAGAACCUCUACCAGCUCAUGAAGGACAGAAGAAAGUUGUUCCCUGAAUCAGUGAUAAGAAACAUAAGCUUUCAGAUUUUACAAGGCCUGUCAUUUAUUCACAAACACGGUUUCUUUCAUCGAGACAUGAAGCCGGAGAAUCUGCUGUGCAUGGGUCCAGAACUGGUCAAAAUAGCAGAUUUUGGACUGGCCCGAGAGAUCCGCUCCAAACCCCCCUACACAGACUACGUAUCUACCAGAUGGUACCGGGCUCCAGAGGUCCUGCUCAGGUCCUCUACCUACAGCUCUCCUAUUGACCUGUGGGCUGUGGGCUGCAUCAUGGCUGAGCUCUACACUCUCAGACCUCUUUUCCCGGGCAACAGUGAGGUGGAUGAGAUCUUUAAGGUCUGCCAAGUCCUAGGCACCGUCAAAAAGACGGAUUGGUCAGAGGGCCACCAACUAGCGUCUGCUAUGAACUUUCGCUUUCCCCAAUGUGUGCCGACCCACCUGAAGACCCUCAUCCCUAAUGCCAGCAAUGAGGCUAUCGCCCUGAUGAGGGACCUGCUGCAGUGGGACCCCAAAAAAAGACCCACUGCUGUACAGGCCCUGCGUUACCCCUACUUCCAGGUAGGCCAGAUCUUAGGGCCUUGCCCUCAGAGCCAGGAGAUCAAGAAGGUCCAGGCCAGGCCGCCGGCCCAGAAGCAGGUCUCAGAGUCCAAGGCUGAUCCUCAGCAGUCUUCCUCUGACUCCAAAGCCUCCACAUCCUCCUCCAGAAACCAACAUCAACAGCCUCUUCAGCAGAUUCCCCUUCCCCAAGCUGAGAGUAAACCAGGAGGCCUCAGCCAUGCAAAAGCAGCGCCGCUGAGCAGUGAGAACGGCGUUGGUGGUGGUGGUGGUGGUGGGACGGGGGUGCUGAAGAGUGGCCGUCGUCGCUGGGGUCAGACAGUGGCCAAGAUCUCAGACAGCUGGGAGGAAUCCGACCCGCCAGAAACCGCCGCCUCCAACUCCAAGAAACCCAGCCUGGGGAACGCAGAGGAGGAGGGGAGCCUGAAGGAGCACCGCCCACAGCCCAAGGAGCAGAAACCUCUGUAUUCCUUCAGCACAGUCACGAAGCUACCCAACAAUGUUAAGAUUGGCCAAAUGGACUCUAAUCUCCCAGGAUCUGCUGCACGGCAGCACUAUCUGAGCCAGUCACGAUACCUGCCAGGGUUGAUCGGCAAGAAUCAGACUUCUGGAGAUAAGGAGUUGAGUGGUUUGACGCUGCGGGAUUUGUGGGAGAACUCCUCAAACACUGUAAAUAAACCGCUUGCUCCUAUUGGAGGAGGAUUAUCCGUCACCAGAGACAACGCAGGGAACUUUGUAAGCACCAAAUACAACCUCUCUGGUGGUUAUAUCCCUUCAGUCCAAAAGAAAGAGGUGGGCUCAGUGGGGCAGAGAAUCCAGCUUGCCCCUUUGGCUGGCCAGCACGCAAAUUACGAGGGCUGGAAGAGGAGGGCAGACAGAACUCAGAUGAAGGGGAGCAGCUACUCGGCCCUGGGGAAAACUUCCGGGAAUCUCCUGACCAGAGCUCCCCCCGUGCAGCCUGUCCACGGCAGGGUGGACUGGACAUCCAAAUACGGUGGAACUCGGUAGUUCAGAAAGAAGGCCAUGCAGCUUCUACCGCUUGUUGGGACUGUUGCCUAGUGGUACACAUCUUUGGAAGGAAGUUAAGCCUAAACACACUCCAACCUGGGGGAAAUGCUGCAUGUCCCCUGAAACAAUCUGAAUCCAAUACGGCGGUAGAUCUGGUAGAGGACAAAAAGUAGUCACACAAGAUGUUCCUUCCCACAUUCUUCAAGGAGACAUUUUCCCUGCCACAAUGGCAUCACUUUGUUCCCAGUGAUGCACCUGUAAGUGUGCAUGGAGUCUGUAUAUUUUGAAGGUGACGGUUGCCAUGAUGCUGAACCAAGACGGAUCCCGUCUGCUUGACAAUCCCACUGCUUUCCUGAAGGAGCCAGUGUGAGCCAAUUAUGCUGUUAGUGUUGUAUUGUGAGUAGGAUUUAAUUGUAGCAUAACUUUUCAUUUUUUUUGUACUCAUUGUCAAGUAUUGUUUUACUACUGAUGACAAAGCAUAAUCAGUAAUUUAUUAACAGCUCCUGCAAUGCUAUGUUCCCUCUGCUUUUAUUCCCGUAACAAAAUCUUCAGUGUAAUGGCUACAAAAAGGAUUACUUCAACUUACUGUGUACUGCACACCUCUUUGUAUUAUUAACUGAGCAUUUUGUAAACCUUUUAUACAAAUAAAUACAUGAAAGUUCAUAAUGCAUUCGCUCAAAAAGGACAAGACGACCAUUCCUAUUAUAUAAACAAGGUACUAUAUUUCAUCCAUUACAAAAUGACAUUAACAGCAAAUUACAAAUGCUGUCAGGAAGCUCCUGGAACAGAAGAAGAUGGGGUGCGCAUCAGAAUCUCGACUCCAUCAGGACUCCUGCGGUUUCUGGAGCAAUGUCAACCCAAGCUU
Molecule: messenger RNA, 4225 nt
Organism: Anarrhichthys ocellatus (wolf-eel)
Lineage: Eukaryota; Metazoa; Chordata; Actinopteri; Perciformes; Anarhichadidae
Gene: mak
Product: male germ cell-associated kinase
Exons: 14
Coding region: 1498-3360 (620 amino acids)
Biological process (GO): protein phosphorylation
Molecular function (GO): ATP binding; protein kinase activity
Source: RefSeq, a predicted model, not a curated record